AUGGCAGAUGAUACUGCAACUGCAAUUUUGGGGGACUCUUCCUACUUCAAAGACCCACCGUCUACUGAAGAUUUGUCUAAUUAUGUUAAUGAGUUGAUAUCCACAUGUGAUGGCACACUGCAGCAAUGGCGCUUGGGAACAGAAUCUCAUAAAUGUGAUCAAUAUAUCAAUUGUUUAGAUGGUUUAAUACAUGAAACGUUGCUAGUUGCUGAGAAACGAUGCAGGCUGGCCUGCGAUGGUAUUUCAAAUAGCCGCGUAUGCAAGUAUAUAAUACUUAAAUUAUUUGAAACGGGCGAUCUUGACAAAACAUGUAAAUAUAUCACUAUUCUUUGCAAAAAAAGAAACCAAUCUAAGCGUUGCAUUAUUGAAAUUGUCACAAUGUCUAUGAAUUGGAUUUACGGUGAUGAUGUUCAGUUGGAUAACAAAUAUAAACUUAUCGAAGUAUUGUGCAAUGUUACUGCAGGAAAGAUGUUUUUGGAGGCAGAAUGGGCAAAAUUGCUUAUGAAACAGUCGCAGAUGAAGGAACUAGAAGGUGAUAUCAAGGCGGCUACCGAAAUUCUUCAGGAUGUGCCGAUUGAAACAUUUGGUUCUGUUUCUAAAAAGUACAAGGGUGAAUACAUUCUGGAACAAAUGCGUCUACUCCUGCUCAAUGAGGAUUAUAUAAGAUUUUAUAGCUGUUCGCAGAAAAUAAAUGAAAAGCUGUUGUGCGGUGAUGAAUUCAAGGAUAUGAAGUUUCUAUACUAUAAAUACAUGAUUCAAUACUACGUACACGACAAUGACUACUUUAAAGUUUCCAAAUGCUACUGCAAGAUUCUAGAUACUCCAGAUAUUCCAGAGCAGUUUAUUCUGGACAACACAUCUCAUUAUUUGUUAUUCCUCAUAGUAUCCAACCAUUCAUCUGAAAGGACUGAGUUACUAAAGAGUGCAAAGACAGAUUGCAAGGGAGUUAGCAAGAUCCCCAUAUUGGUCAAUUUACUGGAUCAAUUUUUGUCGCAAAAUUUGAUAACUCUACCAUUCAAUGACGAGAUGAACAAAUACAUACAAGAGCAUCAAUUAUUCCAAAACACUCCCUUUCCAAAGGGCGACGAACGACUAAAGCUGUUACAAUUGCGUGCGGUGCAGCACAAUAUACAGAUAAUCCAGCAAAAUUACACCAACAUAACAAUUGAUCGCCUGGUUCAACUUUCCAGGUCCACUGCAGAAGAUAUUCUCCCUCAAAUCUUCGAAAUGGUUAACUUGGGGCUCAUUACUGCUAAAAUUGACAGGCUUAACAACACAAUCGACUUUAACCCAUCAAAAGACCCACAAAAACUGCUGAAUGAUUGGUCGGAACGCGUACAAAAAGUGUUGGUGAUGAUUGAUGACGUUUGUAGACUAAUUGAAAAGGACAAAAUGCUUCAGGAUGCCAAAGAGAAGAGGAUCAAAUUGGAGCUCAUGCUGGACUCAUAA
Babesia microti strain RI is the source of this 1449-nucleotide messenger RNA. Its product is annotated as 26S proteasome regulatory subunit N5. The record is from RefSeq and is a predicted model, not a curated record. The transcript is spliced from 6 exons. Gene Ontology annotation, cellular component: nuclear proteasome complex; proteasome regulatory particle, lid subcomplex; cytoplasm. The coding region runs from base 1 to 1449 and encodes 482 amino acids. NCBI's taxonomy places the organism in Eukaryota, Apicomplexa, Aconoidasida, Piroplasmida, Babesiidae.